AUGGGGAUUUCUGAUUAUUCGCGUCGGCAUUUACUGAAAGCACUAGAUAAACUUUGUGAACGCCACAUAUCUAAGAUGUUUACCCAACCUGUGAAUCCAGAAACAGAUGGUUGCCCCAAUUAUUUUGAAGUCAUUAAAAAUCCAAUGGAUCUCGGAACAAUUCGUUCAAAACUUCUAGAAAACAAAUACGAGACUGUUGAAGAUUUCAAAGCAGACAUUUCUUUAGUUUGGGAUAAUAAUAUUAAAUAUAACAGCAAAAAAUCUUUAAUAGCACAUUUAGCAAAAGAAUUAUCUAAUGAAUUCGAAAAACUUACACAUUGGAUUACAGGAAAUGAUGAAGCUGAUUGGUUAAAUAAAUAUCAUGAAAUAUUAUUAGAAAAUGCGCAGACUAAAUACAAAGUGGAGCCAGCUCCUGUUGAAAAGAAGCCUCCUCCUCCGCCUCAACCACCUACUGUCCAGCCAGAACCUGCUCCUACCGCUCAAACAACUCAACCUGAACAACCACCAAAAAUACACAGACCUAGAGGACGCCCCUCAAAGAAAAUGCUAGCGGAACUUGAAGCACAGAGGCAGGCAAUGCUUCAACAAGAACAAGCAAAUGCUGAAAAGGAAUCUGAGCAUUCACGCGAAAUUAAACUUGCUGUACCAAAAGAGAAACAUUUAACAAACGAUCAGAAGGCUAAACUUGCCAACGACUUAUCCAGUCUAUCUAACCCUGCUCAUAUUGAGCAAGCUUGUCUUUUAAUUCGACAUCAGGAGCCAAAUUAUUUUGUUGAUGGCGUUGUUGAUUGCGAUAUUCAAGAUUUUCAAGAUUCUACAUGUCUUAGACUCAAAAAACUUGUUGAUGUGCUUUCAAAAGAAAAGCAUAAAUAA
Molecule: messenger RNA, 873 nt
Organism: Trichomonas vaginalis G3
Lineage: Eukaryota; Parabasalia; Trichomonadida; Trichomonadidae
Product: acetylation-dependent protein binding
Exons: 1
Coding region: 1-873 (290 amino acids)
Molecular function (GO): protein binding
Source: RefSeq, a predicted model, not a curated record